Molecule: messenger RNA, 1365 nt
Organism: Paramuricea clavata
Lineage: Eukaryota; Metazoa; Cnidaria; Anthozoa; Malacalcyonacea; Plexauridae
Source: the annotation of a GenBank genome assembly
AUGAUGUGUGAUCCUGUAAAUCCAUUCGGCCACCUGGCAGAGAAAUAUGGAGAUAUAUACAGUCUAUCGCUUCCCAUGGGAAAUGUUGUUGUUGUCAGUACCUCUUCCCUCAUAAGAGAUGCAAGGCUCGGGAGAAACGAUGAUCUAUCCGGAAAAUCAGCGAAAAGUAUGUUUCCAUUCCCUGACAUUUUGGGAAACGAUUUAGCAGUAGCAGAUUUUUCUACGGCAUAUUUAUUUCGCAAAAGAGUAUUUAAAUCAGCAAUACAUAUUUUUGGAAGUGGUAUCGCCCAAGCGGAAGAUCGAGCUAGGCAUGCAGUUGACCUAGCGAUUGCAGAAAUCGAGACACAAAGGCCAGAGCCUUUUUCCCCUAAGAAGGUAUUUGAGUCUGCUAUAUAUGCGCAGAUAUGGGAAUGGCUCACUUCAAGAAGGGUACCAUUGAAUGAUCCCACAAUAAAAUCAUUAAUCAACUUUGGGGAUACUCUUGUUGGAUUGCCCGCUAUAAGCGUAUUAUAUCAAGCGAUACCGUUUCUAUCGUAUUUGCCAUCGAAAUUUCAACGGGAAAUAAAACGAGCACAAAAAAUAAGGGAUGAUUUACUUACCGCGGAGUUCAGAUACCAUCAGCAAACAUACACUCCUGGUGUCAUUCGCGACCUCACUGACAGUUUUAUAUGUGCCUAUGAAAAGGAAAACGCGAAAGAGUCACGCAAAGAUAUUGGGUCAGUAGAAGACAUCCCUUAUUUAAUGCUUGAUGUCGCUUUUGCAGGUGCAGAUACAACUUCUGCUUCACUUGCCUGGUUUUUCCUGUUCAUGGUGCGUCAUCAGGAUAUUCAAAAGAAACUUCAUGAAGAACUGGACAGAGCGGUAAUGGAAAAUGGCUGCUUGCCAUCUUCGGCUGAUGCUGAUAAAAUGCCAUAUAUGCAGGCGACUAUAUGUGAAAUUGAAAGGGUGUCGGGUUUAGUUAUAACGACAGCGACAAAUGCUAUUCGGGACAUCACUCUUGGCGGUUAUCAUAUUCCAAAAGGUUGUUUAGUUGUGCUCAAUAUUAGAAAGGUACACCUUGAUGAAAGAGAAUGGCCUGAGCAUGAUAAAUUUAAACCGGAACGAUUUCUCGAUUCUGCUGGAAAGUUUAUUGGUUGGUCAAAGCUUCCAGGUUUUACACCGUUUGGUUUGGGUCGUAGAGAAUGCCCAGGGCAAUCGUUGGCAAAGAUCAUGAUGUUUACAUUUGCUUCAACAUUAUUACAUCGUUACAAGAUUGAAUUGCCAGAUGGAGGAGAUCUUCCAACUACAGAACCUUCAGAAUCUGAUGCAACUGUAGCCACUGUUCGCCCCAAAAAUUUUCAGGUCGUUGCGAAGAAACGAUUUUAA